Messenger RNA from Chanos chanos (milkfish), 4140 nucleotides. RefSeq names its product immunoglobulin like and fibronectin type III domain containing 1, tandem duplicate 3 (gene igfn1.3). Lineage: Eukaryota; Metazoa; Chordata; Actinopteri; Gonorynchiformes; Chanidae. Gene Ontology annotation, biological process: sarcomere organization. The transcript is spliced from 23 exons. Bases 1 to 4140 code for a protein of 1379 amino acids. The record is from RefSeq and is a predicted model, not a curated record. Gene Ontology annotation, molecular function: protein binding. Gene Ontology annotation, cellular component: M band.
AUGAAGUUUAGGAAAUCGAAAGAUGAGGAGCCUACUGCCCCUGGGCAAGUGGCCAUCAAAAAGAGAUCAAGGGUCCCUGGAGUGAUGAUUACCCAGUUUGUUGAGGAAAUUCCUGAAGGAAUGAGUCAUCCUGACUUUACCCGCAAACCAAUCGCUCUAACAAUCCAAGAAGGAAAAUUUGCGUGUUUCAAAGCAAUAGUGACUGGAAAUCCAACUCCAACUGUAACAUGGAGCAGAAACAAUGGUGAAAUUGCCACAGAGAAGUUCAAUAUAACUUUUGACUCAAGUUCAGGAGAACAUCAGAUACAGAUGCCCACUGUAUCCGUAGACCAGGCAGAUACUUACAAGUGUUUUGCAAGCAAUGAGUUUGGACGUGCUGUUGUCACCACUACACUGAAUGUCAUUGAGGUGGGUUUCAAGAAGAGUAAAGCAUUACAAGAGUCUCGGACAGAGGUCUCAGCAGAUUUGAAAAAAAACCUGAAAAAGACUCGGGCUGAGCGUCAAAAACAGGAAAAGAAGGAUGGGGAGGUUGAUGAAACUUUCUGGGAACUGUUGCUGAGUGCUGAUAAGAAAGACUACGAGCGUAUAUGCGCUGAAUAUGGAGUGACCGAUUUCCGUUGGAUGCUGAAGAAACUGAAUGAAAAAAGGCAAGAAAGAGAAGAGCAGCAGGCACAGUUCAUUGAGUACCUAAGCAACCUGAAACCUAUUGAAGUAAAAACUCCAGGAUGUGCGGAAUUUGAAUUUGAAGUGGACCUUAAGGAUCCAAAUGCACGGAUAUUUCUCUAUAAGGACGGCGUAAUGGUUCCUGUCAGCUCGGACACAGAUGAGAAACAUAGUCUGAAGCAGACUGGCCGGAAGUUUGUGUUCAGCGUGAAUGGUCUUUCAGCAGAUGACGCUGGGCUGUACCAAGUGGAUGUUGAGGGGGUCAAUAUUUUCUCAACAGACUUUAAAAUUCCGACCGUUGACUUCUUGGUGAAGAUCCAGGAAGUGAAAGCCAUGGAGAGAGAGGACGCUGUGUUUGAGUGUGUUCUGUCCCACCCACUUCCAAAGAUCUCAUGGAGUGGGAAGAAUGCCCCUCUUCAGCAAAGUGAGAAAUAUGACAUCACUGUCUCCGAAGACAUGCUCAUCCAUAGACUGGUGGUGAAGGACUGUAUGCAAGUGGAUAAAGGCAUCUAUGCUGCUGUAGCAGGAAUCAAGUCCUGCAAUGCCUGGCUCAUUGUAGAGGCUGACAAUGAUCCAGCUUCACACGGCAAGAAAAAAGCACGUAAAACUACACAGGCUGGCGGAGGUGGUGUUGACCUGGAAAAGAUUGCCCAGGAGCAGCAGGAGAAGUUGCAGAAAGAAAGAGAGGAGAGAAUGGAGCUGUUGAAACAGGCCCAGGCCGAACAGAAGGCUAAAGAGGAAGCAGCUGCAGCAGAGGCAGCAGCAGCAGCAGCAGCAGGGGCAGCAGCAGGGGCAUCAACAGAUGGAGCAGCUAAGCCAGCAACACAAACAAAGCCAAAGGCUAAAGCAAAAGCAAAGCCAAAGCCUAAACCAAAACCAAAGUCAGAAACUGACCAGACCGGAGAAGUUGAAGAGGCAGUGGUGGAAGAGGAAGAUGUGGAGGAGGUAGAGGAGGUGGAGGGGGACGGGGAGGUUGGUCCAGAGGGAGAAGCUGUGCCCGAGGGAACAGAAGGAGAACUCACAGAUGACCAGGAAUCUGGCGAGAAGAGAAAGAGAGUUAGAACUGGCCCUUUGGUACCAGACACUAUCAUUGAUCCAGGAGUGCACUUCACUAUGGGGUUGUCAGACAUAAAUGCCAUCAUAGGCCAGUCAGCUGAGAUGGUCUGUAAACUGAGCAGAGAGAACUGUGAGGGGCUCUGGUACAAGGAUGGGAAAGAGAUACAAUCUUCAGAUGAUGUGACAAUUUUGAAAGAAGGGGUCUUCCACAAAAUCGUGAUAAAAAACUGCAAAGAGGAGGAUUCUGGAAAGUACCGCUUUGAGGCUGAUGGACGUAAAACUGAGGCUAUGCUGGUGGUGGAAGAUCCACCCAGGAUUGAUCCAGAUGCCUUGACCAACUUCUCAGAGCCUGUGAUUGUGAAAGUUGGGCAGAAUGCUUCGUUUAAACUCAGUUUUGUGGGUCGAGAGCCAAUGAAGAUACAGUGGUACAAUGAGGGCGAGGAACUGCUUGAAGACAGCCACAUUAAGAUUGAGAAGUCCUCCAGUCACAGUCGUCUGCUCCUCAGUAAAUGCCAACGAAAAGCCACAGGAGAGAUCAAGAUCAAGAUAAAGAAUGAGUUUGGAACCAUUGAGGCCUUAUCCAAACUCAUUGUACUAGACAGACCCACACCUCCACAAAGCCCCAUAGAGGUGAUUGAAGCCUCAGCUUCUUGUGUGGAGUUUAAGUGGAGGCCUCCAAAAGAUGAUGGAGGUUCUCCUGUAAUCAAUUAUAACCUGGAACGUCAGCAACUGGGACGUAACACCUGGAAGAAAAUCGGUUUGAUUCCUGGAGAGACCUAUUACAAGGACACCGACGUUGAUCAUGGUAGAAAAUACUGUUACCGCAUCAGAGCCAUCACAGCAGAGGGCACAAGUGAACAAAUGGAGACAGAUGACAUUCAGGCUGGAACCAAAGCUUAUCCUGGGCCACCAUCUGCACCUAAAGUGGUCAGUGCCUUCAAGGACUGCAUCAAUCUUGCAUGGACCCCUCCCAGUAAUACCGGGGGAACCAAUAUUUUGGGAUACAACCUGGAGAAACGCAAGAGAGGCAGCAACCUGUGGAGUAUGGUAAACCCUGCAGAUGCACCAAUCAGAGAGAAACAGUAUGGUGUCAAAGAUGUUGUGGAGGGAAUGGAGUAUGAAUUCCGUGUGGCUGCCAUCAACUUCUCUGGUGCUGGAGAGCCAAGUACACCCUCUGAGUUUGUCUUUGCUAGAGACCCUAAAAAACCCCCUGGUAAAGUUAUUGACCUGAGAGUGACAGACUCCACUUACACUACCUUGUCAUUGGGUUGGACUAAACCAAAAGAAGAAGAAGGUGUUCAGGAUGAGGCUAAGGGAUACUUUGUGGAGAUCAGGCCAGCAGAAUGCAUAGAGUGGACACGCUGCAACUCCAACGCCAUCAUUAUAACCUCCUUUACCAUUAUUGGCCUGAAAUCUAUGGCCAUGUACUGGGUGCGAGUGAUUGCCACUAAUGAGGGAGGAGAUGGAGAGCCCUGUGACUUGGAUAACUAUAUCAUUGCAAUGCCUCCACCUGUGAGGCCAAGGUUUACUGAUCGCAAAAUGAAGAGUUUCAUUAUAGUGCGUGCUGGGAAUUCUGCUCGCGUUAACAUCAACUUUGAGGCGUCCCCUAUGCCGAAUAUAUCUUGGCUUAAAGAUGGAAUGCCUGUAUCCAAACGUGCGACUGUCAGCAACACAGAUGGGUCAUCACAACUUCUGCUUCCAUCAGCAGAGUGGUCUGACACAGGAAUCUACACCAUCAUAGUCAAGAACAUUGUGGGUCAAGAGACUUUCAGCACGGAGAUCAGAGUCACAGAUGACCCCAAGCCACCAGGUCCAGUGGAACUGGAACAGAAUGUUCCUGGAACGUUGACUAUUUCUUGGACUCCAUCGCCUGAUGAGAAACGAGAUGACAGGCUCCACUACAUGGUUACCAAACGAGAUUCCGUCAAACGCACCUGGCACACAGUGGCUGACCGCUUGUUCAAUAACAACUUCACAGCUUGCAACAUUUUGCCAGGGAGAGAGUAUAAUUUCCGUGUGUAUGCGAAGAAUGACAUGGGUCUCUCUGAACCUUCAGAGUCCCAAACCUGGGGAGUAGUGAGGAAGAAAGAAAAGUUUACUUUGAACAUGCCAGAGUCUAAGACAUGCAACUUUGAGACCGCACCCACCUUUCUCGUCCCACUGAAAACCCACAGCAGCCCUGAGAGCUACGAGUGCUACAUGAGCUGUGCUGUGAGGGGCACCCCCACCCCCCACGUCACCUGGUACCGCAACAACAUCAGCCUUAACACAGACACCAAUUACCUGAUCUCAAACACCUGUGGUGUGUGCUCCAUGCUCAUCCUCAGGGUUGGGCCCAAAGACACAGGAGAGUACAAAGUCGUGGCAGAAAACACUUUAGGCCGAGCAGAGUGCGUUACUCAUCUCACUGUGAGAGAAUGA